AUGGUUGAGAGUGGGAGGAGUGGGGAGAGAAGCGACCAGCCCUGGGGUGAGCGGGAGGAGCCCGAGAUGCUGCCCGCCCUCCCCUGGCCGCGCUCGCUCAGCCGCCACCGCCGCCGCUGGGAGCCCACGGGGCCCAGGGCCCGGCGCCAGCAGAGCGCGCUUGAGGCACAGCCUGCGGACCUGCUGAAGUUCGCCCUGCUGCACUUCAGGCGCCUGCAGCAGGAGAACCAGGGCAAAGGCGCUGAGGACUUUGGCCAUGAGGGCGGGACCUGGGGGGACGCCGGCACCGCCGCCUGGAGCGGCACCCCCAGUAAGGGGGUCAACUUCGCGGAGGAGUCCAAGCACACUGACUCUGAAAACGGGGAGGAGGAGGAAGAAGAAGAAGAUGCUGCGGUGGAAGCCAGGGCGUUCAAGGCACUGCGUGGGAGGAGGGAGGCGGCUGCCAGACCCAAGCACUGCUCCGCCGCCUGGCACUUGGAGCCCUUACCACAUGACCUCACAGAUGUUUUGCCCUACCCACCUCCCCCUUUCCGACGCGUGAACCCCUUGCCCUCUGCCCCUCCGGCCGCAUCCACCUGGGAUCGGACCCGGGUUGGGGGAGGGGUCGGACGAGGUCUGCCUCCCCGCGCCGCAGGCUCCCACUCCCUGAGGUAUUUGUUCACUGUGGUGUCCCGGCCUGGCCGCGGGGAGCCCCGGUAUUUGGAACGCAGCUACGUGGACGACACGCAGUUCGCGCAGUUUGACAGCGACUCUGCCAGUCUGAAGAUGGAGCCGCGGGCACGGUGGGUGGAGCAGGAGGGGCUGGAGUAUUGGGACCGGCAGACCCGGGACCCAGGACGUGCACACAGACAUUCUGAGGGAGGCUGGGAGAAGUGGGCGGCUACUACAACCAGAGCGAGGCCGGUGAGCAACAGGGGCAGGAGACAGAUCAUGACCCCCAUCCCCAGGGACGGCCGGACGGACGGCCGGGGUAGCUCCAAGUCUCCGUGUCGGAGCAAAAUCCCGAGGCUGCGGGACACCGCCAUGCCCCCAGCGGGGAAGAACCCUGGGGACUCUACUGGGUUUGGUUUUCAGUUUAGGUUUUAAUGACAAUAGGUCCUGGUGGGCCGGGGUCAGGGUUUC
Molecule: messenger RNA, 1122 nt
Organism: Lutra lutra (Eurasian river otter)
Lineage: Eukaryota; Metazoa; Chordata; Mammalia; Carnivora; Mustelidae
Exons: 3
Coding region: 1-1086 (361 amino acids)
Biological process (GO): antigen processing and presentation of endogenous peptide antigen via MHC class Ib; positive regulation of T cell mediated cytotoxicity; antigen processing and presentation of endogenous peptide antigen via MHC class I via ER pathway, TAP-independent
Cellular component (GO): external side of plasma membrane
Molecular function (GO): signaling receptor binding; peptide antigen binding
Source: RefSeq, a predicted model, not a curated record